Aplosporella prunicola CBS 121167 is the source of this 1086-nucleotide messenger RNA. RefSeq lists its product as uncharacterized. The transcript has 2 exons. The record is from RefSeq and is a predicted model, not a curated record. The coding region runs from base 7 to 1086 and encodes 359 amino acids. Lineage: Eukaryota; Fungi; Ascomycota; Dothideomycetes; Botryosphaeriales; Aplosporellaceae.
GUCACCAUGACAAUAAACCCCUACCCCACCGACUAUGUCACCACAGACCGAGGCGGGAUAAUCGAAAACCGGCACCAAAUCCACGCGGCCAUCGUCAGCGCCAGCACCGGCAAAACGCUCUUCGCAGUCGGCAACCCCAGCCGGACAACGCUCGCCCGCUCAGCCGCCAAGCCCGCGCAAGCGCUCGCGAUCCUGCGCACCGGCGCCUUCGACACGUACUUUGAGCCGGCAGACCUAGCCCUCAUCUGCGCCUCACACAGCAGCGAGCCCCGGCACGUCGCCCGCGCAGCACGCAUGCUAUCAACGCUCGAUCUCCCCGAGUCCGCGCUCCGCUGCGGUGGCCACGCACCGCUCAGCGACGCCGUCAACCGCGCUUGGAUUAAAGCAGAUUUCGAGCCCGGCCCGCUGUGCAAUAACUGCUCGGGAAAGCACGUGGGGAUGCUGGCGGGCACGCGCGCCCUCGGCGCCAAUGAGGCAGAGUAUCAUCUGCCGGGGAGCCCGAUGCAGGUGGCUGUGAAGAGGGCGUUUGAGGAUGUGUGCGCGCUGCGCGAGGGCGAGGGCCAGGUCAGCUGGGCCACCGACGGCUGCAAUUUGCCCGCGCCGGCGUGUCCGUUGCACGCGCUUGCGCGGAGCUAUGCGCGGUUUGCGGGGGCGGCGGACGCGGUGGCUGCGGGGGAAGCUGCGCUGGACGCGCAAACCCGUGAUAUGGCGCGCAUCUUCAACGCUAUGGCGCGGCACUCUGAGCUCGUGGGCGGAGAAGGCCGUUUCUGCACUGAGCUGGCGACAGCGUUCGAGGGCGCGGUUGUCGGCAAGCUGGGCGCCGACGCGUGUUAUGGCGUCGGGAUACGGGAGUCGGAGGCGACAAGGCGGCUAGGCGCUGAUGGAGCCAUUGGCAUCGCGGUCAAGGUCGAGGAUGGCAGCAUCGAGAUCCUGUACGCGGCUGUGGCGGAGAUUUUGGAACAGUUGGGGAUCGGGACGCCUGAGGUAAGGGCGAAGUUCGACAAGUUUCAUCGCUUAGUCAAGGUUAAUACGGCGGGUGUUGUGACGGGGAGGGUCGAGUGUGGGUUCAGGGUGAGGGCUGUGUAG